AUGCCGGUUCAAGCGGCAACCUUCGAGAUCAAGCCAAGUACAAUACAACUCUUGGAGAACCGUUGUGCUUUUUAUGGAUUGAGUCAUGAGGAUCCGAAUGCACACAUUGCCACGUUUUUAGGUGUACUAAACACGUUCAAGCUUCAUAGAAUAACGGCGUAUCAAAUUAAGUUGAGAAUGUUCCCCUUCUCUUUGAGGGACAAGGCUACUACCAUUGAUGUGGCUUUGGGCGGGUCGUUUAUGCAAAAGACUUAUGAAAAAGCUCUUGAAUUGGUGGAGAAAUUAGCCGUGGUUAGUAGUACAUGGGGUCCUAUGGAUAGAAGAGCUCCAUCUAAUCAAAAGUCGGUGAUGACUCUUAACCAAGUGAAGGAGAUUGAGGCCAUAAAAGCAACGAAUGCUUCAUUACAAGCCCAAUUGGACGCCCUCAAGAAACAAGUUCGUCCACGAAACGCGCUGGUGGCUUAUGUACAAGUAGGAUGUAAAUUUUGUGGGGAUUACAAUCACUCAGGGGGAGAAUGCCUAGUCACGGGGCAAGCUUUGAGUGAGCAAGUGAACUACGUUGGGGGUCAAAGGCAAGCUAAUGAUUCUUAUUCUAACACCUACAACCCCGGAUGGAGGAAUCAUCCAAAUUUAGGAUGCAGAGAUCAAUAG
This is a messenger RNA of Mercurialis annua (annual mercury), 651 nucleotides long. RefSeq lists its product as uncharacterized. NCBI's taxonomy places the organism in Eukaryota, Viridiplantae, Streptophyta, Magnoliopsida, Malpighiales, Euphorbiaceae. The record is from RefSeq and is a predicted model, not a curated record. The transcript is spliced from 2 exons. The coding region runs from base 1 to 651 and encodes 216 amino acids.